CUGUCUUCUUAGAUCUGGACGCCCUCUUCCUCUUCCAGUUUUGGAAAACAGCCACGAAGCUUUGACAUGGCCCUUGCUGGGAUCCUGACCGAUGCCGAAAUCACAGCUGGCCUGCAAUGUUGUCAAGCUCCUGAUUCCUUCAAUUACAAGACUUUCUUUGCCAAAUCGGGUCUCCGGGACAAACCUAGGGACCUGUGGAGAGAAGUGUUUGCAGUACUGGACCAAAACAAGAGUGGAUUCAUUGAGGAAGAUGAACUAAGGAAUUUUCUGCAGAAUUUCAGUUUAUCUGCCAGACGUUUGACUGACGAAGAGACCAAGAAUUUCCUAGCAGCAGGAGACAUUGAUGGAGACGGCAAACUUGGCAUGGAAGAGUUCACAGCCUUGCUGAAUCCUUAAAGGAAUCCAGGGGACUACCAGCCACCUCGUAUUGCCAAACGCUCUUUCUUAUUGCAUUGACCAUCGCCAGUACUUUGUUUCUUCUUGUUUAAUGAACUCUGUUAAUUCUCAACUGUGCUGCUGGAUCUUUGUUACCAUCUAGCAUUGUAAAUUCGCAAUUUAAAAAUGCUUAACAUCAAGAAGAGAGAAAGUUGGAAUCGAAGAACUUUGCUGUUUCCUUCGCAAGAAAUGCUCUUACGUAUACCCUCUAAAUGUGAGUUCAAGGAGAGCUCUAGAUUGAGAAAUAACCAACACUCUUCCAAUUAAAUGACAGACAACAGGAAAAAUCACAUUGAUUUUUUGUUUGUUUGUUUAAGCAGAUGUCUUUAAUGCAAAUGUUUAAAUGGGUCAUUGCCUUGCACAACCAGCUUUGUAACUUACUAUACAGUAGUGACACAAGAUAAUAUUGUCCAUUCGCAAAUAUAAACA
Molecule: messenger RNA, 864 nt
Organism: Pogona vitticeps (central bearded dragon)
Lineage: Eukaryota; Metazoa; Chordata; Lepidosauria; Squamata; Agamidae
Product: parvalbumin beta
Cellular component (GO): cytoplasm
Molecular function (GO): calcium ion binding
Source: RefSeq, a predicted model, not a curated record